GCUCCCGCCUUCCUGCGGCCUCCGCCGCUCCUCCCAGGAAGUCCCGGCCGCAGAUGAAGCUUUUCGGGCAGAGGAGAAGGCAGAAUGUGUGCCAGUGCAGCCUGGGCGGCUGUGCCAGGCUUUGCAGCGUAAAGCAGCGCGGCCCAGCUCCAUGUCUGUGCCUGCAGGAGUGAGACAGCAGGAGCCGUGGCAUGCUCAGGAGAGCGGGACCGUCCCUGCGCCACUUCUUGCUGGAGAAGAACAGUGCUGGACAUAGCUCGUGCUCCAGAGAGGCAAAAAUGUCAAGGCCGGUGCAAGCUCGGAGGCUGGAGGGAAUAGAUAAAAAUAUCUGGGUGGAGUUUGUAAAACUGGCUGCUACCUACUCCAAGGUGAACCUGGGCCAGGGCUUCCCUGACUUCCCUGCACCAGACUUUCUGACAGAGGCACUCACAAGAGCCCUGGGCGGGGGGAACCACAUGCUGCACCAGUACACCCGUGCCUUUGGCCACCCACCUCUGGUGAAGGUCUUAGCCCAGUUUUUUGAGAAGCUGCUUGGACGAGACCUGGAUCCUAUGACCAAUGUGAUGGUGACUGUGGGAGCAUACCAGGCCCUGUUCUGCUGCUUCCAGGCUUUAGUGGAUGAAGGUGAUGAGGUGAUAAUCAUUGAACCCUUCUUUGACUGCUAUGAGCCCAUGGUGAAAAUGGCUGGUGGGACACCUGUGUUUGUGCCUCUGAGACCGAAUCCUCCAAAAGAUGGAAAAUUGAUGUCUAGUGCAGACUGGCAGCUGGACCCAGCUGAACUGGCUUCUAAAUUCAGUGAACGGACAAAAGCCAUCGUCCUGAACUCGCCCAACAACCCUCUGGGCAAGGUGUUCAGCCGCGGGGAGCUGGGGCUGAUUGCAGAGCUGUGUGUGAAGCACGACGUGCUGUGCAUCAGCGACGAGGUGUACGAGUGGCUGGUCUACGACGGGAAGCAGCACAUCCGCAUCGCCAGCUUGCAGGGGAUGUGGGACCGCACGGUGAUCGUUGGCAGCGCUGGGAAGACCUUCAGUGCCACUGGAUGGAAGGUGGGCUGGGUCGUGGGACCUGACAGGCUGCUGCAGCACCUCCGCACUGUGCACCAGAACUCCGUGUACCACUGUGCCACAAUUGCCCAGGAGGCUGUGGCUCAGUGCUUCCAGAGGGAGCUCACGCUCUAUGGAAAACCAGAGAGCUACUUUGUCCAGCUGCCCAAGGAGCUGCAGCAGAAGAGAGACUGGUUGGUUCAGAGCCUGGAUGGGGUGGGGAUGAAACCCAUCAUCCCAGAGGGCACCUACUUCCUGGUGGCAGACAUCUCCCCGUUCAAAUCUGAUGUCCCUGAUGUCCCCAGCUCAGACGAGCCCUACGACUCCAGAUUUGCAAAGUGGAUGGUCAAGAACAAGGCUGCAGGCCAGCCCCAGAGCAGCACCCUCAGCCCCACGUGCCUCCUCCUCCUCCUGCCAGGGGCUCGCUGCCAUCCCGCUCUCCGCGUUCUACAGCGAGGCCCACAAGAACAACUACACCAAUUUCAUCCGGUUCUGCUUUGCAAAGGAGGAAGCUACCCUGAAGGCAGCAAGUGACAUAUUGCAAAAAUGGAAACAGGAGAAAGCCAGCUCCUGAAUACACUGAGAGAACCAGGCUCUCCCUGGCCCUCAGCUGCCCCAGCUGCUCCUCUUCUUCACUUGUCUACAAACUUUGGUAUGUUCUUCCUUCAGUGCUUUCAACAACAUUUUCUGACAGACAAAUGGUUAAGUUUUUUCCAGGCCCAGGGCCUGGGGGACAUUUUCAAUCACUGAAAUGAUUUCAAGAAAUGAGACUGUGUGCACUGACAGCAUUUGACAUUUUAUAUGUGAAAACUUUGAUAAUCAGUUCUGGGAUGCGUCCAGCAACACACAAGGUGAGGAUGGCUUCUGGGCUCUGUCUCAUCACCAAAUUCUGAAAAGGUGUUUCAGGACCUGUCUUUAAGGCCAUGCUGGAGGGUUAGUGUGGCUUGUCUUGCUCCACAUCCCCACUCAGGGCAGCAUUUCCACCAGCACUCACGUUCCCACAGGACUAGAGAGUGUCACCAGCCAUCAGUAAGGUGACUCCUCUGAUCCUGACAAUUACAAACCCAGUGAAAUGACAUUUCUCAUCAUGAAUUAUUUUCCUACUAUUUUUUUUCUGUGCAUCUCUGGGGAAAAUGACCACACAAUUGUUUUCCCCCAGGAGCCAAGCUUUCACCAGUAGCCUGGCUAUUGUCAAACCUUCCAGAUUACUCCUGGCACUUUCUCAGGGCUUGGCAGCGUCGUCCGGGCUCCAGAGCAAAACUUUUUCUGGCCUUUGACAAAUGCACACCGUGGCUGGGGAGAAUGGGCACCUUGGCUUUGGCUGCUCCUACUGCUGGUGGCCACCACAACCUCCCACCCAGUGAGCUGGUGGGGUAACAUGAGCAAUUCUGGAGAGGUAAAUUCUUGUAUCAGUGUUGAUUUCAGCCUGGAUAAGAGGGUAAAACAUCAUCAUCAUCAACCACGUGGGAGUUGUGUGCAACAGACUGCGAUGAGUGUUUGUAGCAGUUAAAUUAUUAAAGAAGAAUUACUGCAAUCA
This is a messenger RNA of Passer montanus (Eurasian tree sparrow), 2580 nucleotides long. It is a transcript of the gene KYAT1, whose product is annotated as kynurenine aminotransferase 1. Lineage: Eukaryota; Metazoa; Chordata; Aves; Passeriformes; Passeridae. The record is from RefSeq and is a predicted model, not a curated record. Gene Ontology annotation, cellular component: mitochondrion; cytoplasm. Gene Ontology annotation, molecular function: pyridoxal phosphate binding; L-kynurenine:2-oxoglutarate transaminase activity. Gene Ontology annotation, biological process: biosynthetic process. The transcript is spliced from 14 exons. The coding region runs from base 192 to 1577 and encodes 461 amino acids.